CAUUCAUCUGUACGUUAUACAGUAAGCUGAGGGAAGGGGGGGUUUUCGUUUUCUUGUGUUCGUAGGAGACAAAAAGAGAAAAGAAACCCUAAAAAGCUGCUUCAAGUUUCGAGCUUUUUUCUCCCUGUUUCUAUCUCAGCAGCAUUUAUGCUUCUUAGAUUUGCUGCACUGCCUUGUUUCCGUCGAGGCUGUGUUUGAUGUGAAAGGAGAAGCCCCAGGAGCGAACAAAAAAUGGCGAAAUCAAUGCUUCUGGUUGGAUUUUCAGAGCUGGGAAGCUUUUGAUGAGAUCGGUUCUUGUCUUGGAGCAGAGUGGACAUAAUCUAUAGCAUCUAUUUGAUCUCCUGGGGGGGUGGGGGGAUUUUGCCUUUUUUGGGGUCUAGAUCCAAAAACGAGACACUCUACUUCCAUGUGGAUGUUUCUUGGGAAGCUUUGACUCAGUGAUUUGAUCUAAAGGGCGAGCUAGAAAAAGGGGAAAGAAGCUAUAUUUGAUUUUCCUGGAAAAUUUGACGCAGCUUCUCUCUUAGGAAGAUUGAGAAUUUGAAUUUUCUUGCUUUUGGGGAAAGAAGGUACAAGGAUCUUUUGGGAAGAAUCUAGUGAAGCAAGAUUUUAUCUUUUGGGGCUACAGAGGAAGAAAAAUGCCGGUGAAUGAAUAGCUGGGUUGUGACAUUUAUGUGUUUCAGUGAGGAAGGGGGGGACGAAUAGCAGCAAGGUCUUGUCAUGUCUCUUUGAGUUUUGUAUCCAUCUGCAAAUCCUUACUGGAAGGACAAAUCUUGCAGUGUCUCUGAUGCUUGUCCUGAUUCCCAUCUCUGUGGGGGCAAGCAAAUAAUUGAAGCAGCAAAGCUUGUUGUCUCAGCUUUUAAUUUUUUUUCUUUUGCUGGCCAUAGUCCUCUGAGCCAAAACCAUCUCCAAGAAAGUACACACGGCUUGAGAUUGGGUUUUUUUCCUUUGGGUGACAUAUAGGCUGUUGUUAUAGUUCUUGCCUUUACUUCUCCAGCUUUGUGUCUUAAAUGAGUCGGCUACAGAAGCGAGGGAAACAGGAAACGCAAGGGCCUGAUGGGGCAGAAAAGGUUAUUGUGGCUGUUAAGGCGUCCAGGGAGAUCCCAAAGACAGCCCUGGUUUGGGCCUUGACUCAUGUUGUUCAGCCUGGGGAUUGCAUAACACUUCUUGUUGUUGUCCCUUCUCACAACUCUGGUCGAAAACUAUGGGUUUUCCCAAGGUUUGCUGGGGACUGUGCCAGUGGUCAUCAGAAAUCUCAUUCAGACGCAUGUCCGGAGAUAAAGAGCGAUCUCACUGACACUUGUUCCCAGAUGAUUCUUCAGCUCCAAGAUGUCUAUGAUCCAAAUAAGAUAAAUGUCAAGAUUAAAAUUGUCUCUGGAUCACCCUGUGGAGCUGUGGCUGCGGAAGCGAAGAAAGUUCAAGCAAACUGGGUUGUAUUGGACAAGCAGCUUAAGCAUGAGGAGAAGCGGUGCAUGGAUGAGCUGCAAUGUAACAUUGUAGUGAUGAAGCGUUCUCAAGGGAAAGUGCUGCGCUUGAAUUUAGUUGGAUCAGCCAGAAAGGAGUGUACCUUACCAACUAGACAGGAAGCAACAUCUGAAAAGCAUAUGGAGAACAAAAUGGGUUCUUCAGAUUCUAUUCGAGGGCCGGUUGUGACUCCUAUUAGCAGUCCUGAGCUCGGGACACCAUUCACAGGUACAGAAGCUGGGACUUCAUCGGUGUCCAGCUCUGACCCGGGAACCUCACCUUUUUUCACAUCUGGCAUGAAUGGAGGAGACUUGAAGAAAGUUGAAACAUUGGUCAUCAAGGAAAAUGAUGGUCUUGAUGAAUCUGGUUCUGAUACAGAGAGUGAGAAUGCAUCACUAGCUUCGACUAGUACGAGAUUCCAGCCAUGGAUAUCAGAAAGCUUGUGGAAAAAUGAUGAUAGAGGGGCUCAAGUAUCUACGGCAAAGGCAUUGCUUCAGAAGUACUCCAAACUCGAUGGGGAAGUGGGAAUGUCAAGUCGGAGGACUGACUUGGACUUUAGUGGAAACUUGAGAGAUGUGAUCUCACUCUCUCGAAAUGCUCCACCUGGACCGCCUCCUCUCUGCUCUAUAUGUCAGCACAAGGCACCAGUAUUUGGAAAACCCCCGAGGUUGUUCUCAUAUGCGGAGUUGGAGCUUGCAACGGGCAGGUUUUCACAGGCAAACUUCUUGGCAGAGGGCGGAUUUGGAUCUGUUCAUAGAGGUGUACUGCCGGAUGGCCAGGUAGUCGCUGUAAAGCAACACAAAUUGGCCAGUACCCAGGGAGAUGUGGAGUUUUGCUCGGAAGUAGAAGUUCUGAGCUGUGCCCAGCACAGAAACGUUGUCAUGUUGAUCGGUUUCUGCAUCGAAGAUAGCAGAAGGCUCUUGGUCUAUGAAUACAUAUGUAAUGGGUCAUUGGAUUCUCAUCUAUACGGUCGACAUAGAAAACCGUUGGAAUGGACAGCACGGCAAAAGAUUGCUGUUGGUGCAGCCAGAGGACUUAGGUAUCUGCACGAAGAAUGCAGAGUGGGUUGCAUUGUCCACCGCGACAUGCGGCCUAACAACAUUCUCAUCACUCAUGAUUAUGAACCCCUGGUUGGAGAUUUCGGUCUAGCGAGGUGGCAGCCUGAUGGGGACCUCGGAGUGGAAACACGAGUUAUCGGAACUUUCGGGUAUUUGGCUCCAGAAUAUGCUCAAAGCGGGCAAAUCACGGAAAAAGCAGAUGUGUACUCCUUCGGGGUUGUUCUGGUAGAGCUCGUCUCUGGUCGCAAAGCUGUGGAUAUUACCAGGCCAAAGGGCCAGCAAUGUCUCACUGAAUGGGCACGGCCUCUACUAGAAGAGUAUGCAAUAGACGAGCUCGUGGAUCCGAGGCUCGGGAAUCACUUCUCAGAGAGCGAGGUCAUUUGCAUGCUUCACGCAGCAUCGUUGUGCAUACGUAAAGAUCCCCAUUUACGCCCCCGCAUGUCUCAGGUUCUGCGCAUAUUGGAAGGCGACAUGAUAAUGGAAGGGAAUUACGCGUCGUCAACUCCAGGGUCUGAAGCUGGAAAUCGGAGCGGGAGGUUUUGUGUGGAUCAGCAACACUAUAGUGGUCCUCUUAAAAGUGAUGUUGCAGACAGGUUUAGUGAGAAACUGUGUCUUGAAACAUCAUGGGAAUGUCUCAGGGAAAGGGACAGAAGCUGGAGCUUGAUCCCGAACAAAAGUAAUCAGAGAACACAGCAGAUGUAAAAGAUAUAUAUACAUAUGUGUGUAUCGCCCUGGAGGAAAUUUUUUGGUUUUUUUUUUGUAUAGUGGGUGAAAAAGAUGGAUGCUGUUAUCCAGAAAUUUGGAUUUUCUUGCGGGAUUGGAAAUUGGGGCAAGUGAAAGUGAAAGGAUAACCUAGCCAUUUGUUUUCUAUCGAGAA
This is a messenger RNA of Tarenaya hassleriana, 3396 nucleotides long. RefSeq names its product inactive protein kinase SELMODRAFT_444075-like. Gene Ontology annotation, biological process: protein phosphorylation. Lineage: Eukaryota; Viridiplantae; Streptophyta; Magnoliopsida; Brassicales; Cleomaceae. The transcript has 10 exons. The coding region runs from base 1008 to 3221 and encodes 737 amino acids. Gene Ontology annotation, molecular function: ATP binding; protein kinase activity. The record is from RefSeq and is a predicted model, not a curated record.